GCCUCCCGCCAGCCUCCCCGCUCCGCCAUGUUCGCCUUCUGGCCCACUCACAGGAGAGUCGCCUUUCAGGCGUGGCCGCAGUCACUCGCCCGCCGCCGAACCCCGCCAGGAGAGGAAAGCACCAGCAGGCAGCUGGCUCCGGUUUUGGGGUAUCUGGGCUCCAGGCAGAAGCACAGCCUCCCCGACCUGCCCUACGACUACGGCGCCCUGGAACCUCACAUCAACGCGCAGAUCAUGCAGCUGCACCACAGCAAGCACCACGCGGCCUACGUGAACAACCUGAACGUCACCGAGGAGAAGUACCAGGAGGCGUUGGCCAAGGGAGAUGUUACAGCCCAGAUAGCUCUUCAGCCUGCACUGAAGUUCAAUGGUGGUGGUCAUAUCAAUCAUAGCAUUUUCUGGACAAACCUCAGCCCUAACGGUGGUGGAGAACCCAAAGGGGAGUUGCUGGAAGCCAUCAAACGUGACUUUGGUUCCUUUGACAAGUUUAAGGAGAAGCUGACGGCUGCAUCUGUUGGUGUCCAAGGCUCAGGUUGGGGUUGGCUUGGUUUCAAUAAGGAACGGGGACACUUACAAAUUGCUGCUUGUCCAAAUCAGGAUCCACUGCAAGGAACAACAGGCCUUAUUCCACUGCUGGGGAUUGAUGUGUGGGAGCACGCUUACUACCUUCAGUAUAAAAAUGUCAGGCCUGAUUAUCUAAAAGCUAUUUGGAAUGUAAUCAACUGGGAGAAUGUAACUGAAAGAUACAUGGCUUGCAAAAAGUAAACCACGAUCGUUAUGCUGAGUAUGUUAAGCUCUUUAUGACUGUUUUUGUAGUGGUAUAGAGUACUGCAGAAUACAGUAAGCUGCUCUAUUGUAGCAUUUCUUGAUGUUGCUUAGUCACUUAUUUCAUAAACAACUUAAUGUUCUGAAUAAUUUCUUACUAAACAUUUUGUUAUUGGGCAAGUGAUUGAAAAUAGUAAAUGCUUUGUGUGAUUGAAUCUGAUUGGACAUUUUCUUCAGAGAGCUAAAUUACAAUUGUCAUUUAUAAAACCAUCAAAAAUAUUCCAUCCAUAUACUUUGGGGACUUGUAGGGAUGCCUUUCUAGUCCUAUUCUAUUGCAGUUAUAGAAAAUCUAGUCUUUUGCCCCAGUUACUUAAAAAUAAAAUAUUAACACUUUCCCAAGGGAAACACUCGGCUUUCUAUAGAAAAUUGCACUUUUUGUCGAGUAAUCCUCUGCAGUGAUACUUCUGGUAGAUGUCACCCAGUGGUUUUUGUUAGGUCAAAUGUUCCUGUAUAGUUUUUGCAAAUAGAGCUGUAUACUGUUUAAAUGUAGCAGGUGAACUGAACUGGGGUUUGCUCACCUGCACAGUAAAGGCAAACUUCAACAGCAAAACUGCAAAAAGGUGGUUUUUGCAGUAGGAGAAAGGAGGAUGUUUAUUUGCAGGGCGCCAAGCAAGGAGAAUUGGGCAGCUCAUGCUUGAGACCCAAUCUCCAUGAUGACCUACAAGCUAGAGUAUUUAAAGGCAGUGGUAAAUUUCAGGAAAGCAGAAGUUAAAGGCAAAAUUGUAAAUCAGUCGAGAUCGGGUGCCUUCAGGGUGGUAUGGCUGUAUACCAAAAUUGUAAAUCACUACAUGAAGCUUAUAUAUUGGUUUGGCCUGAAAGGUGAAGUGGGGUAGGCAGGGGGCGGGCUUACAGGUUAUGGUGGAUUCAAAGACUCCCUGAUUUGUGAUUGGUUAAGGAAGCAAAGCUUUGUCUAAAAACUUGGGGUCCGCAGAAAGGAACAUUAAGGUCUGGCCAGGCCCCUCAGGAAGAAACUGAGAGCAAAGAAUGGAGGUCAGAGUUUAGUCCCUGGUGUUCCCCCUUAUCUGACGUCUGUGUGAAUCCAUUUGGUGGGGGUCUGGGUUUCUGAAAAGUAGCUCAGGGGCACGUGUUAAGGAUGUCUCUAGGUGACUCUAACUUCCCUGGCUAUUGUUUGAAACUGUUAUGACCUUCUUGCUUAUCAGCUUGCUGGUUUCCUUCUCGGGGCGAGCUGGGUGCCUGGAGUUUUCGGUGAAGGAAACUCAAGAUUCUCCUUUAUUUCUGUGCUUGUGGGAAUCCCCCUGGCACACCCCAAAGAGGGGUCCCUGCUCCGUCUCACAGGGAUCUUUUUGUAUAUUUGGCUUAGCAUCAUACAUUUGCCAUGUUGUUUCAUCAUCUGCCUAAUUUACUGUUUUUGAAUAUUUCAUUUGUUUCUAAUUGUUACUACAGAUAAUGCUGGGGUGAGCAACUCUGUGUACAUAGGUUUAUCUCCUAUUGGAAUAUUUUCUUUAUAUAGGCGUUUUUUUUUUUUCUUUUUUUUUGGAGACAGAGUCUUGCUCUGUUGCCCAGGCUGGAGUGCAGUGGCGCGACCGGAGCUCACUGCAACCUCCACUUCCCGGGUUCAAGUGAUUGUCCCACCUCAGCCUCCUGAAUAGCUGGGAUUACAGGUGCAUGCUACCAUGCCUGGCUACUUUUUGUAUUUUUAGCAGAGACAGGGUUUCACCAUGUUGGCCAGGGUGGUCUCGAACUCCUGACCUCAAGUGAUCCGUCUGGCUCAGCCUCCCAAAGUGCUGGGAUUACAGGUGUGAGCCACUGCACCUGGCCUAUAUAGGCUUUUUUCUUAAACCUAUUUAGUAAUGUUUUCCCAAGUUUAUUUUUUAUUUUUAAUUUUUUCCCCAAGUUUAUUUUUCUAUUUUUUUUUCAUGGAAAAAUGGGGUAACUUAGCAGUUUCAAUAUUGAAGACUGAAGUUUAAAAAAAAUUUAAAUUCAAGGUACUUUUAAAAUUCAGUUAGAAAAGUAGGCUUUAAAAAUUAUUAGAGACAAGAGUACCAAAGCGGUGUGUGUAUGUGUGUGUGUGUAUGCAUGCUUGUGGAUUGGAAAAACUUUGGAGACUGAUUACUUUUCAUUAUAUAUGUGUCACAGUGAAACAGCUUUUAUGUGUCAUGUAAGAUUACUGCUUGCCUCUCUAAGGAAGGUCGUGACUGUUUAAAUAGACGGGCAAGGUGGAACCUUUUGAAAGAUGAGCUUUUGAAUAUAAGUUGUCUGCUAGAUCAUGGUUUGUAUUGAACUAACAAGGUUUGCAGAUCUGCUGACUUAUAUAAAGCUUUUUGAUUCCUACUAAGCUUUAAGAUUUAAAAAAUGUUCAAUGUUGAAAUUUCUGUGGGGCUCUAUUUUUGCUUUGGCUUUCUGGUGAGAGAGUGAGGAAGCAUUCUUUCCUUCACUAAGUUUGUCUUUCUUGUCUUCUGGAUAGAUUGAUUUUAAGAGACUAAGGGAAUUUACAAACUAAAGAUUUUAGUCAUCUGGUGGAAAAGGAGACUUUAAGAUUGUUUAGGGCUGGGCGGGGUGACUCACAUCUGUAAUCCCAGCACUUUGGGAGGCCAAGGCAGGCAGAACACUUGAAGGAGUUCAAGACCAGCGUGGCCAACGUGGUGAAACCCUGUCUCUACUAAAAAUACAAAAAUUGUUUAGCUCUGUUUUUCAUAAUAGAAAUAGAAAAGGUAAAAUUGCUUUUCUUCUGAAAAGAACAAGUAUUGUUCAUCCAAGAAGGGUUUUUGUGACUGAAUCAGCAGUGCCUGCCCUAGUCAUAGCUGUGCUUCAAAAACCUCAGCAUGAUUAGUGUUGGAGCAAAACAAGGAAGCAAAGCAAAUACUGUUUUUGAAAUUCUAUCUGUUGCUUGAACUAUUUUGUAAUAAUUAAACUUUGAUGUUGAGAAAUCACAACUUUAUUGUACACUUCAUUGCAACUUGAAAUUCAUGGUCUUAAAGUGAGAUUUGAAUUUCUAUUGAGCGCCUUUAAAAAAGUAAUACCAAACCAUAAAGUUAAAAUCUAUGUAUAUUGAGUCAUAUCUAAAACCACGUAUAAACAUAAAUUGUAUUUCCUGUUUUAAUUCCAGGGGAAGUACUGUUUGGGAAAGCUAUUAUUAGGUAAAUGUUUUACAAAUUACUGUUUCUCACUUUCAGUCAUACCCUAAUGAUCCCAGCAAGAUAAUGUCCUGUCUUCUAAGAUGUGCAUCAAGCCUGGUACAUACUGAAAACCCUAUAAGGUCCUGGAUAAUUUUUGUUUGAUUAUUCAUUGAAGAAACAUUUAUUUUCCAAUUGUGUGAAGUUUUUGACUGUUAAUAAAAGAAUCUGUCAACCAUCAAAGAGGUCUGCAUUAUGCUUGCAUGUCAAAAACUUUAAAAAUCCUAUAAUCUUCUGUCAUUUUCACUGAGUUUCCAUGGGAAAGGAAUAGUAAAUAAUGGGUAGUUGAAAUAUUACUCUUAAGACCAAGACCUGUAUCUCCAGUCAUAUCUGUAAUAACAUCAUCUGAUAACCUAAAAGCAUAGUAUUAGGGAUAUACGACAAAACCAAAGUGUUUUUGCUGUUGUCACAUACCACUCAAUACUUUUACACCAGGUUGUCCAGUGGACACCAGCUGGAUGUCCUAUAAUUCAAUUCUGACACUGUCUACCUGGAAUUGGAGUCAGAUCCCACAGGUGGAGGGCUCAGCCCACAAGACUGCCCCCACUCCAGAUACCAAUCGCAAGUCCCUAUACUUCUGACUGGCUAUAAAGUGGGGUUCCCGUGACCCUUUCCUUGGUUUUGAUUUAUUUGCUAGAGCAGCUCCCAGAACACAGAGAAACACUCUACUUAUGUUUACCCAUUUUUAAUUUUAUUACUUUAUUAAAACUACAUAUUGGUUACAAUACUAAUUUAUUGUAAAGGAUAUUUCAUUUAUUUAUUUUUUUAUUUAGAGAUGGAGUCUCACUGUGUCACCCAGGCUGGAGUGCGGUGGCACAGUCUCAACUCACUGCAACCUCCACCUCCUGAGUUCAAGCGAUUCUCAUGCCUCAGCCUCCCAAGUAGCUGGGAUUACAAGUGUGCACCACCAUGCCCAGCUAAUUUUUGUAUUUUUAGUAGAGAUGGGGUUUCACUCUGUUGGCCAGGCUGGUCUCAAACUCCUGACCUCAAGUCAUCCACCCACCUCAGCCUCCCAAAGUGCUGAGAUUACAGGUGUGAGCCAUUGCCUCUGGCUUGUAAAGGAUAUUUCAAAGAAUACAGAUGAACAGCCAGAUGGAAGAGAUGCACAGGGCAAGGCAUGUGGGAAGGGGUAUGGAGCUUUCAUGCUCUCUCCACGUCAUCAGCUACCCAGAAGCUCAUCUGGACCCCGACCCUUUGGGGUUUUACGGAGGCUUCAUUAUGUCAGCAUUACCAUUGGCAAUUGGCGAUUAACUCAACCUUCAGCCUCUCUCCCCUUUCUGGAGGUUGGGGGUUGAGGCUGGGAGUCCAAACCCUCCAAUCUUGCCUUGGUCUUUCUGGUAAGCAGCCCCCCGUCCUGAAGCUACCUAGAGGCUCCCAGCCACCAAUCAUUUCAUUGGCAAACCAAAGAUACUUCAAGGGGUUUAGGAGCCAAGAGACCAAGCAAGGAUUGAGACAAUAUAUAUAUUUCUUAUAAAUAACAUGAUCACAAAUAGUAUUUUAUAUAUUUCUCAUAAUAGCUGGUUGUGGUUACUCACACCUAUCAUCCCAGCUACUAAGAAGCUAAGGCAGGAGGAUCACAGGCCCAGGAGUUUGCAGCUGUAGUGAGCUAUGAUUGUGCUACUGCACUCCAGCCUGGGUGACAGUGUGAGACCCUGUCUCUUAAAGUUCUUGUAACAUCUUAGAACAUUAACCAACCACAGAUUAUUGCCUUAACUCUGAAAAAUAAAGUAAUCAUACUUUUACAAGAUGUAUUUUACAUAAAGUUCUGGUGAUAUUUUACUCUGGUCAUUGGAAUAUAGGAGCUUACCACCUGGUACCACUCUUCCUAAAGUGGUAUACUAUUUGGUAUAGUACUGGCAUACUAUUUGGAAAGGGAUGUGAAGUUGGCAUGACCUGUCUAGGGUGAAGUCAUGCUGUCUGCUAUUCAUUGUGGGCUUUACAGUAAUGAGAGUGCUUCUGUUGUCAAGAUGCUUCUGGGACACGUUAAAAAAAAUUUAAGAUUUCUCAGUUUGUGAAAAGGAAGGAGCACGAAUGCUUUCAAGUUCCUAUGACAUGCUAGUCAUCUUUCAGUGUGUCCCAUUGUUGCACCCAGUAGUCUCGAUGCCCAGCGUCACGGUGAUUCCAAGUUUGCCUCUCUGCCCACUAUAAUUUGUGCUCCAUGAAGUCCCAGGACAUGAGGUUCUUGUUCAUUUGUGCGUCUGGGCCCAUAUCCAAAUAUUAAACAAUGUGACUUAAUGUAUUUAUCAUAUUGUAAAUAUGGGUAUCCCCAAGGCUCAGAAGUUAACACAGCAUAUCCACAGAGAGGUUUGACAGCAUGGCUGUGGUGACUGGGAAGGCCUUAUGCUUGCUCCUCCUUCUGCUGCUUGCCUUUGUGUGGGCAUGGAAAGAACAUUGAAUUAGGUACUGGAAGACCUGGGUCCUGGUCUUGGAGAUUUUACCAGAGCACCUGUGGGAUAUUGGUCAAGAUGCCUGGUUUUAGUCCUGCUCCUUUGCUGUGAAAGAGGAUCUUAAGGUGCCAACUCUGGCAUUUUAUUUUUUACUUAUUUAUUUUUAAAUUAUACUUUAAGUUCUAGGGUACAUGUGUACAACAUGCAGGUUUGUUACAUGUAUACAUGUGCCAUGUUGGUGUGCUGCACCUAUUAACUCGUCAUUUACAUUAGGUAUAUCUCCUAAUGCUAUCCCUCCCCCUUCUCCCCACCCCUCGACAGGCCCCGGUGUGUGAUGUUCCCCUUCCUGUGUCCAAGUGUUCUCAUUGUUCAAUUCCCAUCUAUGAGUGAGAACAUGCGGUGUUUGUUUUUUUGUCCUUGGAAUAGUUUGCUGAGAAGGAUGGUUUCCAGCUUCAUCCAUGUCCCUAUAAAGGACAUGAACUCUUCCUUUUUUAUGGCUGCAUAGUAUUCCAUGGUGUAUAUGUGCCACAUCUUCUUAAACCAAUCUAUCAUUGAUGGACAUUUGGGUUGGUUCCAAGUCUUUGCUAUUGUGAACAGUGCCACAAUAAAUAUACGUGUGCAUGUGUCUUUAUAGCAGCAUGAUUUAUAAUCCUUUGGGUAUAUACCCAGUAAUGGGAUGGCUGGGUCAAAUGGUAUUUCUAGUUCUAGAUCCCUGAGGAAUCGCCACACUGUCUUCCACAAUGGUUGAACUAGUUUACAGUCCCACCACCAGUGUAAAAGUGUUCCUAUUUCUCCACAUCCUCUCCAGCACCUGUUGUUUCCUGACUUUUUAAUGAUUGACAUUCUAACUGGUGUGAGAUGGUAUCUCAUUGUGGUUUUGAUUUGCAUUUCUCUGAUGGCCCAUGAUGAUGAGCAUUUUUUUCAUGUGUCUGUUGGAUGCAUGGAUGUCUUCUUUUGAGAAGUGUCUCUUCAUAUCCUUCACCUACUUUUUGAUGGGGUUUGUUUUUUUCUUGUAAGUUUGUUUGAGUUCCUUGUAGAUUCUGGAUAUUAGCCCUUUGUCAGAUGAGUAGAUUGCAAAAAUUUUCUCCCAUUUUGUAGGUUGCCUGUUCACUCUGAUGGUAGUUUCUUUUGCUGUGCAGAAGCUCUUGAGUUUAAUGAGAUCCCAUUUGUCAAUUUUGGCUUCUGUUGCCAUUGCUUUUGGUGUUUUAGACAUGAAGUCCUUGCCCAUGCCUGUGUCCUGAAUGGUACUGCAUAGGUUUUCUUCUAGGGUUUUUAUGGUUUUAGGUCUAACAUUUAAGUCUUUAAUCCAUCUUGAAUUAAUUUUUGUAUAAGGUGUAAGGAAGGGAUCCAGUUUCAGCUUUCUACAUGUGGCUAGCCAGUUUUCCCAGCACCAUUUAUUAAAUAGGGAAUCCUUUCCCCAUUUCUUGUUUUUGUCAGGUUUCUCAAAGAUCAGAUAGUUGUAGAUGUGUGGUAUUAUUUCUGAGGGCUCUGUUCUGUUCCAUUGGUCUAUAUCUCUGUUUUGGUACUAGUACCAUGCUGUUUUGGUUACUGCAGCCUUGUAGUAUAGUUUGAAAUCAGGUAGCGUGAUGCCUCCAGCUUUGUUCUUUUGGCUUAGGAUCGUUUUGGCAGUGCAGGCUCUUUUUUGGUUCCACAUGAACUUUAAAGUAGUUUUUUCCAAUUCUAUGAAGAAAGUCAUGGGUAGCUUGAUGGGGAUGGCAUUGAAUCUAUAAAUUACCUUGGGCAGUAUAGCCAUUUUCACGAUAUUGAUUCUUCCUAUCCAUGAGCAUGGAAUGUUCUUCCAUUUGUUUGUGUCCUCUUUUAUUUCCUUGAGCAGUGGUUUGUAGUUCUCCUUGAAGAGGUCCUUCACAUCCCUUGUAAGUUGGAUUCCUAGGUAUUUUAUUCUCUUUGAGGCAGUUGUGAAUGGGAGUUCACUCAUGAUUUGGCUCUCUGUUUGUCUGUUGUUGGUGUAUAAGAAUGCUUGUGAUUUUUGCACAUUGAUUUUGUAUCCUGAGAUUUUGCUGAAGUUGCUUAUCAAAUUAAGGAGAUUUUGGGCUGAGAUGAUGGGGUUUUCUAAAUAUAAAAUCAUGUCAUCUGCAAACAGGGACAAUUUGACUUCCUCUUUUCCUUAUUGAAUACCCUUUAUUUCUUUCUCCUGCCUGAUGGCCCUGGCCAGAACUUCCAACACUAUGUUGAAUAGGAGUGGUGAGAGAGGGCAUCCCUGUCUUGUGCCAGUUUUCAAAGGGAAUGCUUCCAGUUUUUGCCCAUUCAGUCUGAUAUUGGCUGUGGGUUUGUCAUAGAUAGCUCUUAUUAUUUUGAGAUAUGUCCCAUCAAUACCUAAUUCAUUGAGAGUUUUUAGCAUGAAGGGCUGUUGAAUUUUGUCCAAGGCCUUUUCUGCAUCUGUUGAGAUAAUCAUGUGGUUUUUGUCUUUGGUUCUGUUUAUAUGCUGGAUUACUUUUAUUGAUUUGUGUAUGUUGAACCAGCCUUGCAUCCCAGGGAUGAAGCCCACUUGAUCAUGGUGGAUAAGCUUUUUGAUAUGCUGCUGGAUUCAGUUUGCCAGUAUUUUAUUGAGGAUUUUUGCAUUGAUUUUCAUCAGGGAUAUUGGUCUAAAGUUCUCUUUUUUUGUUAUGUCUCUGCCAGGCUUUGGUAUCAGGAUGAUGCUGGCUUCAUAAAAUGAGUUAGGGAGGAUUCCCUCUUUUUCUAUUGAUUGGAAUAGUUUCAGAAGGAAUGGUACCAGCUCUUCCUUGUACCUCUGGUAGAAUUCGGCUGUGAAUCCAUCUUGUCCUGGACUUUUUUUGGUUGGUAGGCUAUUAAUUAUUGCCUCAAUUUCAGAGCCUGUUAUUGGUCUAUUCAGGGAUUAAACUUCUUCCUGGUUUAGUUUUGAGAGGGUGUAUGUGUCCAGGAAUUUAUCUAUUUCUUCUAGAUUUUCUAGUUUAUUUGCAUAGAGGUGUUUAUAGUAUUCUCUGUGUACUCUGUAUUUCUGUGGGAUUGGUGGUGAUAUCCACUUUAUCAUUUUUUAUUGCAUUUAUUUGAUUCUUCUCUCUUUUCUUGUUUAUUAGUCUUGCUAGCGGUCUAUCAAUUGUGUUUAUCUUUUCAAAAAACCAGCUCCUGGAUUCAUUCAUUUUUUGAAGGUUUUUUUGUGUCUCUGUCUCCUUCAGUUCUGCUCUGAUCUUAGUUAUUUCUUGUCUUCUGCUAGCUGUUGAAUGUGUUUGCUCUUGCUUCUCUAAUAUUUUUAAUUGUGAUGUUAGAGUGUCAAUUUUAGAUCUUUCCUGCUUUCUCUUGUGGGCACUUAGUGCUGUAAAUUUCCCUCUACACACUGCUUUAAAUGUGUCCCAGAGAUUCUGGUAUGUUGUGUCUUUGUUCUCGUUGGUUUCAAAGAACAUCUUUAUUUCUGCCUUCAUUUUGUUAUGUACCCAGUAGUCAUUCAGGAGCAGGUUGUUCAGUUUCCAUGUAGCUGAGUGGUUUUGAGUGAGUUUCUUAAUCCUGAGUUCUAGUUUGAUUGCACUGUGGUCUGAGACAGUAUGUUAUAAUUUCUGUUCUUUUACAUUUGCUGAGGAGUGCUUUACUUCCAACUAUGUGGUCAAUUUUGGAAUAGGUGCGAUGUGGUGCUGAGAAGAAUGUAUAUUCUGUUGAUUUGGGGUGGAGAGUUCUGUAGAUGUCUAUUAGGUCUGCUUGGUGCAGAGCUGAAUUCAAUUCCUGGAUAUCCUUGUUAACUUUCUGUCUCGUUGAUCUGUCUAAUAUUGACAGUGGGGUGUUAGAGUCUCCCAUUGUUAUUGUGUGGGAGUCUAAAUCUCUUUGUAGGUCUCUAAGGACUUGGUUUAUGAAUCUGGGUGCUCCUGUAUUGGGUGCAUAUAUAUUUAAGAUAGUUAGCUCUUCUUGUUGAAUUGAUCCCUUUACUAUCAUGUAAUGGCCUUCUUUGUCUCUUUUGAUCUUUGUUGGUUUAAAGUCUGUUUUAUCAGAGACUAGGAUUGCAACCCCGGCCUUUUUUUUUGUUUUCCGUUUGCUUGGUAGAUCUUCCUCCAUCCUUUUAUUUUGAGCCUAUGUGUGUGUGUCUCUGUACGUGAGAUGGGUUUCCUGAAUACAGCACCCUGAUGGGUCUUGACUCUUUAUCCAGUGUGCCAGUCUGUGUCUUUUAAUUGGAGCAUUUAGCCCAUUUACAUUUAAGGUUAAUAUUGUUAUGUGUGAAUUUGAUCCUGUCACUAGGAUGUUCACUGGUUAUUUUGCUCGUUAGUUGAUGCAGUUUCUUCCUAGCCUCAAUGGUCUUUACAAUUUGGCAUGUUUUUGCAGUGGCUGAUACUGGUUGUUCCAUUCCAUGUUUAGUGCUUCCUUCAGGAGCUCUUGUAAGGCAGGCCUGGUGGUGACAAAAUCUCUCAGCAUUUGCUUGUUUGUAAAGGAUUUUAUUUCUCCUUCACUUAUGAAGCUUAGUUUGGCUGGAUAUGAAAUUCUGGGUUGAAAAUUCUUUUCUUCAAGAACGUUGAAUAUUGACCCCCACUCUCUUCUGGCUUGUAGAGUUUCUGCUGAGAGAUCAGCUGUUAGUCUGAUGGGCUUCCCUUUGUGGGUAACCCGACCUUUCUCUCUGGCUGCCCUUAACAUUUUUUCCUUCAUUUCAACUUUGGUGAAUCUGACAAUUAUGUGUCUUGGAGUUGCUCUUCUCGAGGAGUAUCUUUGUGGCGUUCUCUGUAUUUCCUGAAUUUGAAUGUUGUCCUCCCUUGCUAGAUUGGGGAAGUUCUCCUGGAUAAUAUCCUGCAGAGUGUUUUCCAGCUUGGUUCCAUUCUCCCCGUCACUUUCAGGUACACCAAUCAGACGUAGAUUUGGUCUUUUCACAUAGUCCCAUAUUUCUUGGAAGCUUUGUUCGUUUCUUUUUACUCUUUUUUCUCUUAACUUCUCUUCUCACUUCAUUUCAUUCAUCUGAUCUUCAAUCACUGAUAACCUUUCUUCCAGUUGAUCGAAUUGGCUACUGAAGCUUGUGCAUUCGUCACGUAGUUCUCAUGCCAUGGUUUUCAGCUCCAUCAGGUCAUUUAAGGACUUCUCUAUGCUGGUUAUUCUAGUUAGCCAUUUGUCUAAUCUUUUUUCAAGGUUUUUAGGUUCUUUGUGAUGGGUUCGAACUUCCUCUUUUAGCUUGGAGAAGUUUGAUCAUCUGAAGCCUUCUUCUCUCAACUCGUCAAAGUCAUUCUCCGUCCAGCUUUGUUCUGUUGCUGGCAAGGAGCUAUGUUCCUUUGGAGGGGGAGAGGCGCUCUGAUUUUUAGAAUUUUCAGCUUUUCUGCUCUGUUUUUUCCCCAUCUUUGUGGUUUUAUCUACCUUUGGUCUUUGGUGAUGGUGAUGUGCAGAUGGGGUUUUGGUGUGGAUGUCCUUUCUGUUUGUUAGUUUUCCUUCUAACAGUCAGGACCGCCAGCUGCAGGUCUGUUGGAGUUUGCUGGACGUCCACGCCAGACCCUGUUUGCCUGGGUAUCACAGUGGAGGCUGUAGAACAGCGAAUAUUGCUGAACAGCAAAUGUUGCUGCCUGAUCAUUCCUCUGGAAGCUUCAUCUCAGAGGGGUACCCGGCCAUGUGGGGUGUCAGUCUGCCCCUACUUGGGGGUGCCUCCCAGUUAGGCUACUCGGGGGUCAGGGACUCACUUGAGGAGGCAGUCUCUCCGUUCUCAGAUCUCAAACUCUGUGCUGGGAGAACCACUGGUCUCUUCAAAGCUGUCAGACAGGGACAUUGAAGUCUGCAGAGAUUUCUGCUGCCUUUUGUUCGGCUAUGCCAUGCCCCCAGAGGUGGAGUCUACAGAGGCAGGCAGGCAGGCCUCCUUGAGCUGCAGUGGGCUCCACCUAGUUCGAGCUUCCCGGCUGCUUUAUUUACCUACUGAAGCCUCAGCAAUGGUGGGCUCCCCUCCCCUAGCCUCACUGCCACCUUGCAGUUCGAUCUCAGACUGCUGUGCUAGCAAUGAGCAAGGCUCCAUGGGCGUGGGACCCUCCGAGCUAGGCACAGGAUAUAAUCUCCUGGUGUGCCGUUUGCUAAGACCAUUGGAAAAACGCAGUAUUAGGGUGGGAGUGACCCAAUUUUCCAGGUGCCGUCUGUCACAGCUUCCCUUGGCUAGGAAAGGGAAUUCCCUGACCCCUUGCCUUCCCGGGUGAGGCCAUGCCUUGCCCUGCUUCAGCUCAUGCUCAGUGGGCUGCACCCACCGUCCUACACCCACUGUCCAACAAGCCCCAGUGAGAUGAACCUGGUACCUCAGUUGGAAGUGCAGAAAUCACCUGUCUUCUGCGUCGCUCACGCUGGGAGCUGUAGACUGGAGCUGUUCCUAUUCGGCCAUCUUGGAACCCAACCCAAGUCUGGCAUUUUUUGGUUUUCUCUGUGUAUUGACUAUGAUUAUAGAGGAUAAAUGGAUAUUGAUAUUAUUAAAUCGUCAUUUACAGAAGGCACACAACUUAUAUCCUUUAAACAAAGUUCUCCAACCAGUAGGGUAUACUUGCUGGUAGUGCUUACAGCUGCCACCAUUCUUCACUGGGGCUCAGAGUGGAUGCCUGGAGGAAAAAAACAAAUGAAUCUUUUAGCUCCUAGUUACUGUUAGCAUUUUUACCAGAAAACAAUUUAAAAAAUGACACAAGUAAGUCUUCACCUAUCAAGGCUGAGUGUGGUGGCCUAUACUUGUAAUCUCUGUGCUUUGGGAGGCCAACGCAGGAGGAUCUCUUGAGUCCAGGAGUUUGAGACCAGCCUGGGCAACAAAGCAAGACCCCAUCUCUACAGAAAGUUAAAAUUUAGCUGGGCAUGCUGGCACAUCCCUAUAGUCCCAGCUACUUGAGAGGCUGAGUUGGGAGGAUCCCUUGAGGUCAUGAGUUGGAGUCUACAGUGAGCUGUGAUUACAGUGUGAGUCUACACUGCACUCCAGUCUGGGUGAAAGAGAUCCUGUCUCUCAAAAAACAAGUGAUUCUCCUGGGAAGAGAUUUGUUUAAAAAGUCUGCACCUCUAUUGAUGAUAACUUUGAAUGUAAAUGGAUUAAAUUCUCCCACUUAAAAGAUAUAGAUUGACUGAAUGGAUUAAAAACCACCAUCAUGACUCGACUGUAUGCUGCCUACAAGAAACCUCACCUGUAAAGACAGGCCAAAAGUGAAGGUAUGGAGAAAGAUAUUGCAUACAAAUGGAAGCCAAAAAAGAGCAGAAAUAACUAUACUUACAUGAGAUAAAAUAGACUUUAAGUCAAAAACUGUAAAAAGAAAAGUCAUUAUGUAAUGAAACAAGGAUCAAUUCAUGCAAGAUAUAAUCAUAUUUUUUUAUUAAGAAAAUUUUUUUGUAGAGAUGGGGUUAUGCUAUGUUGCCUGGCUAGUCUCAAACUCUGGGUCUCAAAGCAGUCCUCCUGCUUUGGCCUCCUAAGGUGCUGGGAUUAUAGGCAUGAGCCACUGUGCCAGGCCUGAGGAUAUUAUCAUUAUAAAUAUAUAUGUACCCCACACUGGAUGACCCAGAUAUAAAGCAAAUAUUAUUAGAUUUAAAGGGAGAAAUAGACUCUAAUACAAUAGUAGUUGAGGACUUCACUCUACUCUCAGCAUUGGACAGAUUUUCUAGACAUAAAACCAAUAAAUAUUGGAUUUAAAUUGCACUUUACACCAAAUGGACCUGACAUUUACAGAACAUUCUAAUAGGUGCAGAACACUCUAAUAGCUGCAGAACACACGUUCUUUUCAUCAGCACAUGGAACAUUCACCAGACUAGUUCUGGAACCCACUUCCUGCCUUAGUGUUCUUUCCACCACAGUGCAUGAUAAUUCCGACAGAACGCCUUUUAUUUGUACCUUAUUAGUUGUAGGGGGAAAGCUUUUUCAUGUACAAAAAUGCUGUAAUUUUCUGAUUUAAUAAAGUAAUUCCACUGA
This is a messenger RNA of Homo sapiens (human), 14189 nucleotides long. RefSeq names its product superoxide dismutase 2 (gene SOD2). The coding region runs from base 235 to 765 and encodes 176 amino acids. Gene Ontology annotation, cellular component: mitochondrial nucleoid; mitochondrial matrix; cytoplasm. Lineage: Eukaryota; Metazoa; Chordata; Mammalia; Primates; Hominidae. The record is from RefSeq and is marked reviewed. Gene Ontology annotation, biological process: response to immobilization stress; response to isolation stress; response to electrical stimulus. The transcript is spliced from 5 exons. Gene Ontology annotation, molecular function: enzyme binding; metal ion binding; oxygen binding.